UGGCCGAGGGUCUUUUCCUUGCUGGUGGUGGGGUGGAAGGACGCAAGCCAUCAUUGGAAAACGGGGCAAGGGGUGCCUCGAUGCGCACUGCGCGCUCUUGACUUCUGCACGGAGCGGGGGAAAGAAAGGGCUAAAGCCGGAGAGGAAGCCUUUCCCGGGAUGAACGGGGAGCCGCCGAGACGAACAGCUGGCUUGGCUGCGACUAGAGCUCAAACAGAGGAGACCUCUGUGCUUCACCGUAUGUGAGCUGUCCCUAAGAUGCUGAAGGAUGGACGUGGAAGUGAGCUGGGAGUCCGACAAUGACACUUGCGGCACAGGGGAAGAUCGCUCGGAUGACUGCAUUCCUGAGUGCGUGGGUCGGAAUGGGGGCCUCCGGCUAGACAUAGAUGAAGACUACUCUCUGUCUCCCAGCCCCGAGGGCAGCCUUGACGGACCUUCCAGCCGUCAGGAUAUCCCUGUAGACCUGCACUGCGAAGCAGAGGAAAGGAAUGGCACAUACGGUCAGUGGAGCAAUUCAACCACAGCCAGUGUCUUCAUGACCACCAGCACCAACUUUGACCUGCAGUGUGAAGGUGAAGACCCGGAGCUCCGUUCUUCUGCGCACGCUGGAGGCGCUCAGGAGAGGAUGAGCAAGGUUUGUGAGGAUAUUGUCAUCAUCAGUUCUUUAGAUGAGGAGGAGCCGGACCUGACCUACCAACACAAGGAAAGUGGAGAGGAGGUCUUUUGCCAUCUUGGCAGGUUGCAGGAACGCCAGAGGCCCCACGUGGCUGAGCGUCCGUACCGGUGCCCUGUGUGUGGCAAAGGGUUCUUCCGUACGACCAACCUGAGAACGCACAAGCUCAUCCAUUCGAGCGACAGGCCGAACAAGUGCCCAGAGUGCGACAAAGGGUUCCUUCACAAAGCCGACCUCUGGAGACACCUGCGGAACGUGCAUAAGAUAGAACAUUCGAAGGCAUUGAGGAACGGGUCUUUAAUCGUAGUGCCUUCGAAGGCUCAGAGCCAAAGCAGCGAGGGUUUGGCCUCUUCCCAGGUCGAUCUAGGAGAACCAGAGAGAGAACAGCCUAAACCAUACGUAUGCCCCACUUGCGGCAAGGGUUUCCGUACGUCCAACUUGCUGUCCAAACACAAGGUGAUUCACCGGCAGGAUAAACCGUACGAAUGCCAAGAAUGCGGGAAAGCCUUUGUCCAGCUGCUCCGCUUGAAAAGGCACCAGAAAAUUCAUACUGGGGAGCGCCCUUUCCAUUGUGAAGAAUGUGGUGGGGCGUUCACACGCCUGACUUCGCUGCAUCGGCACCAGCGGAUCCAUACCGGAGAGAAGCCCUACUCCUGUGCGUACUGUGCUCAGGACUUCACAGAGUCAGGCUCCUUGAGGAGGCAUGAGCGCAUUCACCAAAUGAAAACUUCAUAGGGCCAUGGCACAUGUUGCAUUUGUGGAUGGGGGCGGGGAAAACAACUGUACACUUAAGACGUCCUGUGUGUACACUUGGAAGUGUAAAGUAUAAAUGUGACAAACAUGUGUCUCGUACAGGUAUGCUUGUCAGGGAAUCGCCACUGAGUGCAGCUCACUUGGUGGAAAACCUAUGUUUUUCUCUGUGUAAUGUGUGAAACGGCCCAUAAACGAAUGCUUGGAGGCAUCAAACCAUUUCUUUCUUCACCUGUGCAAAAUCACUUGGCAACUGCUGUUUGUUCGUAUAGCACAAAAUAUAUGCGACGUCCUUUUAAAUCUCACUUGUCCUUGCAGCAGCCUUCUAACCUAAGUUGUUCAUAACUUCAUCUGGGGAAAUGUCAGACUUGACUCAGCUCCAGUCCAUGUUUGGCUGUCCCAAGUUACACACUGCACAACAUGGCAGGUGUUUCCCAGCAUCCUCUGUGGUGUUGCAAAGGAUUCUGGGGAACAUCUCUUGGUGUGAUCGCUGGGGACUCGCUGGCAUUUGAAGAGAUUUCUGUCCCAGGACUGGCUUGGGUUAGAGUCUGACUCUGCUAAGUAACUGAAAAAGGUGCGGCAUCAGUCGACAAAAUAUGUGACAAAGCACAUAGGUACACAGAUAUUCAAUAUGACAUACAAGAUAGCAUUUCCUGAAACUUCCUGGCAUUACUUGAUCUGCUAAUGCUCUUACUGGAUGGACAUGAUUUAAUGUUCUCUAGAGGACAUGAUUUAAUGUUGUCUCUUAUUAAGUUAAGUGAACAUCAUGCACAUCAGAGGCCGUUUCAAUAAUAAUAAGGUGUGAGCGAGGCCAAACAGCAGAUCGGGACAUCACUUUUGGAGCCCCUCAUUGAUUCAGGGAUGCGGGCAGCUGGGGAUUCCCACCUCUGCCCCCAGGUGGCCUCACUGAGGGGAGCUCACAUUCAAAAAGGAGGCAAACGCAAAGGUCCAUCUGGCGCCAGCCGUCUGCCAAGUCUGGGUAAGCGACGAGGGCGUCAUGUGUGCAUAGGGUUGCCACCUGCUCCUUACAAUAAGGGAUUGUCCCUUAUUCCAAGGAAAAAUCCUGCAUCCCUUAAGGGAAUGUGUGUGGCACUAGCAGCUACAGUGGUACCUCGCAAGACGAACGCCUCGGGCAACAAAAAAAAUCGCAAGACAAAAGCGUUUUGCGAUUUUUGUGAAGACUCACAAAACGAAGUCGUCUACGGCCGUGCUUCGCAAGAUGAAGUAGCCUCGCCACCCUGUGCUCCAGA
Molecule: messenger RNA, 2673 nt
Organism: Zootoca vivipara (common lizard)
Lineage: Eukaryota; Metazoa; Chordata; Lepidosauria; Squamata; Lacertidae
Biological process (GO): regulation of transcription by RNA polymerase II
Molecular function (GO): RNA polymerase II cis-regulatory region sequence-specific DNA binding; DNA-binding transcription factor activity
Source: RefSeq, a predicted model, not a curated record